This is a messenger RNA of Neoarius graeffei (lesser salmon catfish), 2409 nucleotides long. It is a transcript of the gene zgpat, whose product is annotated as zinc finger, CCCH-type with G patch domain. Gene Ontology annotation, cellular component: nucleus. Gene Ontology annotation, molecular function: DNA-binding transcription factor activity, RNA polymerase II-specific; metal ion binding; RNA polymerase II cis-regulatory region sequence-specific DNA binding. Bases 309 to 1838 code for a protein of 509 amino acids. The record is from RefSeq and is a predicted model, not a curated record. NCBI's taxonomy places the organism in Eukaryota, Metazoa, Chordata, Actinopteri, Siluriformes, Ariidae. Gene Ontology annotation, biological process: regulation of transcription by RNA polymerase II; negative regulation of DNA-templated transcription. The transcript has 8 exons.
GUGCUAGCAUAGCAUAGCGUAGCAUAGCAUGGCGGACCUGACUAGCUGAAAGCAAAAAGGUAGCAGGACAUGACUGGAGCUCUGCAAAUACUCAGUGCAGGACUGUAAUUCUUCGUCAUGCCGAGCUGUUUCAGAAGACUUUUAUUUGAAUGAAGGCCGGCGAGGAGACCUCUGGGUUUGUUAGCAGCUAAUCUGUGUUCCAGACAUCCCAAAAACAGUGUUUCCCCUCAGACAAGCCAUAAAGAUGUAGAUGAAACCUUCUUUCUACAUCGAAUUUCACAUGCCUUGUGGUGUUCCAGCUCCCUACUAUGGAUGAAAGCAGCCUGGAGCAGGCCAUCGAGACCUACACCGCUCAGCUUCAGCAGGUGGAGGCUGCACUGGCUUGUGGACUCAGCUCUUCCGAUCAGGCGGACCUGCUCAAGCUGAAAGAGGAUCUGGUCCAGCUGAUCGAGCUCACCGAGUCCAGCUUGAUAUCCAUCAAAAAGAGCCAACUGUUGGCGUCACUUGAGGAUACCACAACGCAAGAAACCGUAUCGAGCAACACCCAAGAAAAGCCAAACGAGGUCAACUUGGAAGAUGAGUUUACCGCCUUCUAUUCCGAGCUCUCCGAGGGUGCGAAUGAGGUAGCGCAAGACCCGAAACCAGAUGGGAAAGAAAAUGAGGAGGAGGAAGAAGACAUAAGUGGCACUAAAGUUCGAGCACCUUACUACACCUCUUGGGGGACACUUGAGUACCAUAAUGCUAUGGUUGUGUGCUCUGAGGAACCAGAUGGGGAUGAGGCUCAAGUUCGAGUGCUCUAUAUCCAUCCUACACACAAGUCCAUGAAGCCCUGCAAUUUCUUUCUGGAAGGCAAGUGCCGCUUCAUGGACAGCUGCAGGUACUCUCAUGGGGAGGUGGUGCACGUAUCAGAGCUGAGGGACUUUCUUGAAGCAGAUCUUACAAACAUGCAGCAGGGGUCCUCCUGUUUAGCCAAGCAUGAGGACGGCAUCUGGUAUCCUGCCAAAAUUACAGAAAUCGAUGGAGGCUUCUACACUGUGAAAUUUGACUCGUUGUUGCUGAAGGAAGCAGUCCUGGAGGCUGAUUGUCUCAUUCCUCCUUUGCGGCAGGACGAGAACUCUUCUUCCUCCUCUGAUUCAGAAGACGAUCUUGAACAAUGUGACGCAGGUUACGCCAAAGUUUUCAGUUCCAGUAAAGAGGAGGGAACAGUCCCAGUGAACAGUGCUGAGUUCUGCGGUUGGGAGGCUCACACACGUGGAAUUGGAUCCAAGCUCUUGUUAAAGAUGGGUUAUGAGUUAGGAAAAGGUUUGGGGAAAACGCUUUCAGGCCGUGUGGAGCCCGUGCAGGCCAUGGUGCUCCCGAAAGGCUGCUCACUGGACCAGUGUGCUGAGUUUACACAGCAAAAGACUCGGGCUGCAACCGCCAAAAACAAUCCGGCUUCAAGCAAACGGAAAAUGAAGAGAAAGCGGACUUCCACCUCGACCCGACCUGACGUAUUUGACUUUCUGAACUCUAAACUGGGAGAUUCUACUCGGUCUGCUCCGGCUCCUUCUUGCUCCAUCAAUGGCGUGGAUGCAUAUCAGGGAGGAAAGAGCACCAAGCGCUCACUUAACGUUCAACUCUUUCAGACCACUGAGAGGAUGAGCCAAGUGGAGAGAGAAAUCCAGCGGCUCACUGAUUCCCUGAACAGGAGAAAUGGAAGGGAUGCUGCAGUUAUUAGUCAUGUGCAAGAGAAGCUCUCGGCAUCUCGUAAGCUGCUGCAGCAGCUGAAGGCUCAGGAGCAGUCUAUCCAGAAGGCUCAGAAGAAAGCAGAUACGCAUAAGAAAAUGACUGAAUUUUGACGCAUGCCUUCUUGCAUAUGGGAGUGUAAAUAAUGACCUGUCGUCUUUGUACUGAUGUUAUUAGCGCUCGUGUUUACGCCGAAAGCCGUGAUUAAUUUGGAACUUUUGUUUUAGCAGAACAACUUCUUGUCAUAUUUUACAAAAUGGUAAAAUGCUUCAUGUAAUUUGUUCUGUACUUUUUAAAAACACACUUUUGUCCUUUUAUGUUCCACUUUUAUUUUGAGAAUAUUUCCUCGCGUCUGUAAAUUCUUUUCACCACUCGGGAAAUCAGUAAGAGAAAAGACGGUAGAUGAAUCACGAUCGUUGCUUUGAAUUAAAUUUUUGAACGUCUCCUGUGUUUUUGCUCAACAAAUUCAUUUGACGCACGUGAAUUAGCUGCAGCAGGAUUAACCAGAAUACAUGAUACUGGCAAAAUAUGGAGAAUAAAUGUAUUCUCAGUUUUAGGUGACGUGCUCCAGAGUCGUCCUCUGCUGUUGUGUAGAGCUCGACUGGCCAUUAUGCUCAGUUAAAGGGGAACAGAGGGCAAUGUAUAGAGUAAAUAUAACAAUAAAACACACAUUAACGAACCUUA